Messenger RNA from Macrosiphum euphorbiae (potato aphid), 408 nucleotides. NCBI's taxonomy places the organism in Eukaryota, Metazoa, Arthropoda, Insecta, Hemiptera, Aphididae. The record is from the annotation of a GenBank genome assembly.
AUGUUCAAAAAAAAAUUUGAGCACAAGAAUUAUAAAGAGAAGGCAUGUAGCGUUGGUUUUGAUGAAAUGUAUAUCAAAGAUUUUUUAGAAUAUUCUAAACAGUAUGAUUUUAUUGAAGGAUUUCAAGAUUUAGGAACUUACGGUAGAAUGAAUAAAUGUGCGAGCUGCGUAUUAGUGUUUUUAGCAAGUGGUAUAUAUUCUAAAUGGAAAUUUCCUGUUGCAUAUUAUCUUUCUAAUUCUGGUGUAAAAAAAGAAAUUUUAAAAGAUUUAAUUGUUGACAUUUUAAACAAACUAUUUGAUAUUGGCUUAUGCCCGAAACUCAUAGUAUGUGAUCAAGGGACAUCAAAUCAAAGUGCUUUAAAAUUGUUAAAUGUUAAUGAGACAAAUCCGUUUUUUUAUUGUGAAUAG